Molecule: messenger RNA, 1128 nt
Organism: Psylliodes chrysocephalus
Lineage: Eukaryota; Metazoa; Arthropoda; Insecta; Coleoptera; Chrysomelidae
Source: the annotation of a GenBank genome assembly
AUGAAACAACAACCAAGUCGAGGUAUGUCAUUCAGGGGUACCACAGAGAAGUUUGGGAGAAAUGACAACAGCAAUUAUUUAGGAUUUUUAGAGUUAAUAGCUCAAUUUGAUCCAUUCUUGAACAAUCACUUACAAAAAUAUGGAAAUCCGAGACGCGGUAAUGUCUCAUAUUUAUCAUCUUCUAUUUGUGACGAGUUUAUUGGAGUUUUAUCAAAGCACGUUCGUGAUUUUAUUAGUAGUGAAGCCAAAUCGGCGAAAUAUUUGUCUAUUUCCGUGGAUUCAACGCCUGAUGUUAGUCACCUGGACCAGCUUACUUUUAUUCUUAGAUAUGUCAUAUGUGAUGGCUCUCCUAUAGAACGUUUUAUUACCUUUAUUAGUAAUACUGGCCAUAAGGCAGUUGACAUGGAAACUGCGGUUCUUAAGAUAUUAGACGAGUUACAGUUAAAUAUUCAAGAAUGUAGGGGGCAGUCUUAUGACAAUGCCAAUAAUAUGUCCGGUCAAUAUUCAGGAUUGCAAGCUCUCAUUAAAAAAAUGAAUCCUCUAGCCUUAUUUGUCCCCUGUGCGCCCCACUCUCUUAAUUUGGUAGGAACUUGUGCAGCUGAGUGUUGUAAUAUGGCCACUUCAUUUUUUAUGUUCUUGGAAGAAAUAUAUAUUUUUUUUUCAGCAUCCGCACAUAGGUGGCAAAUAAUGACAGAAGAACUCAAUAAAAUUCCCAAUGCUUUCUUUCCAAAAAAAUUAUCUGUUACUCGAUGGUUUGCUCGCGCGGAUUCCUGUAAAGCAAUUAUUUUAGGGUUUUCUGCGUUUAAAGAGUCAUUAGCAGUAAUCGAAAAUGAUAUUACACAGCCAAAUAGUACAAAAGUUCAAGCAAAAGGAAUUAAAAAUCGGUUCGAAGAAUUGGAAGUUGGGAUUUUGUUAAAAUUAUGGGACGAUAUUUUAACAGAGUUCAAUAAGGUUAGCAAGUCAUUACAAGCUACUGAAAUCGAUGUUUCUUUAGCAGUCAAAUUGUAUGAUUCACUUAUUAGACAUGUUUCACAACAACGCGAACGUUUUGCAUAUUACGAAAAAUGUGGCAAUGAACUUACAAACUGUUCCACAUAUAAAUCCGAUAAUAAAAGAAAAAAAAAGUAG